This is a messenger RNA of Cryphonectria parasitica EP155, 759 nucleotides long. RefSeq names its product ESCRT-2 complex. The transcript is spliced from 2 exons. The annotation marks the transcript as partial. Gene Ontology annotation, cellular component: ESCRT II complex. The record is from RefSeq and is a predicted model, not a curated record. NCBI's taxonomy places the organism in Eukaryota, Fungi, Ascomycota, Sordariomycetes, Diaporthales, Cryphonectriaceae. Gene Ontology annotation, biological process: protein transport to vacuole involved in ubiquitin-dependent protein catabolic process via the multivesicular body sorting pathway.
AUGUCGCGCAAAGGCGUAGGUCUCGCCGCCUUCGACCGCAGCCGCAUCACCUCGGCCCAGUACGCAAGCCACGGCAACACGCUCCGCUCGACCAACGCGCAGGCCCUCGAGACACAGCUCUCCGUGUUCCGCUCCCUGCUCCAGCAGUUCGCCCAGACGCACGCCAAGGACAUCCGCUCCAACCCAAGUUUCCGCGCCCAGUUUGCCCGCAUGUGCGCCGCCAUCGGCGUGGACCCUCUGGCCAGCAGCAACAGCGGCUCGGGCGGCGGCUCCAUCUGGGCCCAGCUGCUGGGCAGGUCUGUCAACGAUUUUUAUUUUGAGCUGGCCGUGCGGGUGGUCGAGGUGUGCGGCGAGACGAGGAGUGAGAAUGGGGGGCUGAUCGAGGUGAGGAAGGUGAGGGAGAGGAUCAUGAGGGGGCGGAUGGAGGGCUCGUCGGAGGUCACAGAGGACGACAUACUCCGAGCUGUCGGCACCCUCAAGCCUUUAGGCUCGUCAUUCUCCGUCAUCAAGGUCGGCAGCAAGCCGUACAUCCGCUCCGUCCCCAAGGAGCUAAACACGGACCAGAGCGCAGUCCUCGAGGCUGUACAGGUCCUGGGCUACGUCAGCGUGUCCAUGUUGAUGGUCAAUCUACACUGGCCUCGUGCGCGAGCCCAGACAGCACUAGAGGACCUCCUCGGCGAGGGCAUGCUGUGGAUCGACAAGCAGGCCAUCGAGUGGGAGUAUUGGUCGCCUGGCUUCAUGCUUGAGGCUCAAGAGAUC